Messenger RNA from Pestalotiopsis fici W106-1, 465 nucleotides. RefSeq lists its product as uncharacterized. The transcript has a single exon. The record is from RefSeq and is a predicted model, not a curated record. Bases 1 to 465 code for a protein of 154 amino acids. Lineage: Eukaryota; Fungi; Ascomycota; Sordariomycetes; Amphisphaeriales; Sporocadaceae.
AUGGGACCCUCAGGCCAGGACCAGGAGGAGCCAGGAGCCAGGAGCCAGGAGCAUUGCCCUGGAGGACCACUACGGUACACCCUAGCUGCUGCACCAGGUCUCGGGAACCAUGAGAUGGUUCGACCCGGCCAAUCGAUGAGAGCUGGAACCGCCCCGCGCAACACUAGUUACUCAUCAAGUCUGGGCCCCAAGAGAACUCGUGGUCUCGAAUGGAGAGCGACGCCCAUGUCUCUCUCUGUGCAUCUGCCCAAUGAUUGCAUAAUGCUACUUCUUGGCAACUAUCCAUCGACGAACUUCUGGCCACAAUUCCUCCCAGAAUCGUGGAAUAUUCAAACCAGAGCUGCUGCGACGAUCAGAGAGAUUGCGCACCCGCAGAGGAGAGGCAAGAGGGGACACCACUCGGCCGCUAUUUGCAUCUGGCACUCGGAACCCGGCUUCAAGGUUCUACCUUACAUAGUACAAUAG